UGAGCUAAAAGAUCCGAUCCCCCGAAUCGAGUCAGCCUCCCCCUCCUCUCCCUCCUGUCGCCAGCCUGAGCAGCUCUCCUCCUGAGCAUUCAGCAGAGAAGGCUAAUGAGAAGUGCUAACGACAGAGAGCCCACCAUUGGCUGUCCCGACUGCCGAGGCUGGCAGGCAGUGGCGACAGGGCAGGACCGGACUGACGGUGGAAACACCGGGACAACUCCACGAACACGGACGGAAAACGAAGGGAAUACAAGUUUUUUUGUUUUUUUACAGUUUGGAUUACCCAAACGGGACCUGAAACGUCGCUAACGCUCAAUGUUAGCUGGAACUUUUUUUUUUUUUUUUUCUCCCCGAGCCGUGAUGUGGUGACGCGACGGGGAAGCUAACGUUAGCCGCUUGCUGCUAACCACACAGAUAAAUCAUUUUCAUAAUAUGUUUGAAUCAAGGAUGUUUUUAAAAACUUGUUAUAACACUCUCAGCGAUGUUUGAUACACAUUUAUACUAAUCCAUAUCAGGUGGUCAACUUUUAUACGGGAUUAGAGCAUUAUCUUUAUCAUCUGAAACUAGCAAAGGCGUUAGCUACCUAGCCGGCUAGUAGCUAACCACCGUCUGUUUAAACGGACUGCAAGCCAAAGAACUCCGCUUCAAGUUAGCUCAAGCUAGCGAUGCUACAGCUGUUUCCACGUCAGCUAACUGUGUCAUAACAUAUCGACCUGUUGUGAGAUGUAGAUUUUUUUUUUAGAGUAUUUGACUCUAUCUCUUGGUUUUUCUUAGCAGAGAUAGACUCUGGACUUCUUUAAUCCACGUAUGCAGUCAUCGAGUCGCCAGCUAACGAUGUCAGCGUGCUAAAGGUUGGUUAGCCGGCCAAAGUUGGAUUACUGCCCCCCUCUGCUCACUUUCUGAGGGUUUCUCUUCAAGGCCUUUAGGAUCCAAUCUUUUCCUCUUGUCGCAGCCUUAAUGCAUCCACAGCCUUUGAAUGGAAUCUACAUGUUCUGAUGUGAAUUGACUCGGGAUAUUUCUUGGUGCUGGGGACUUUAUUUGGAGCACCUGGACUUUGUUUACUUGACUCCAUAAAAUAACGUGGAUUUCAGAGGCAUCCGGAAUAACUCCAUUUAGCCAAGAUGAUGUGCGAGGUGAUGCCCACCAUCAGCGAGGCUGAAGGGGGAGGUGGCGGUGGACGUCGGGGCUCAGGCUCUCCCCUGCAGUCGGACUCAGAGGGUCACUUUGAGUCGCUGAUGGUGUCCAUGCUGGAGGAGAGGGAUCGUCUUCUAGACACUCUGAGGGAGACUCAGGAGAACCUGGGCCUGACUCAGGGCAAACUGCACGAAGUCAGCCAUGAAAGGGACUCGCUGCAGAGACAACUGAACACCGCUUUGCCCCAGGUGAGUGUGAGGGCCACAGUCACAGAGUUCAAUUUUACGAUAUAUUAUUCCAAGAGAUUUGUCCCCUGAAGCUGCUUCCUCCACGUAACC
Messenger RNA from Labrus bergylta (ballan wrasse), 1469 nucleotides. Lineage: Eukaryota; Metazoa; Chordata; Actinopteri; Labriformes; Labridae. The record is from RefSeq and is a predicted model, not a curated record.